This is a messenger RNA of Salvia miltiorrhiza (redroot sage), 1204 nucleotides long. Its product is annotated as transcription termination factor MTEF1, chloroplastic. The transcript has a single exon. Gene Ontology annotation, molecular function: double-stranded DNA binding. The coding region runs from base 110 to 1078 and encodes 322 amino acids. Gene Ontology annotation, biological process: regulation of DNA-templated transcription. The record is from RefSeq and is a predicted model, not a curated record. Lineage: Eukaryota; Viridiplantae; Streptophyta; Magnoliopsida; Lamiales; Lamiaceae.
ACAGAUGAAAUAUAUUUUAUUAAUUUUUAAUUUUUAUGUGGUUUGCAGAUAACACACGCCCCUCUCCACCUUAUCUCUUUCCACUCCCUCUCCAAACAAUGUAGCAACUAUGCAAGAAACUCUCCACCUCUCCUCCUCCUCCUCCGCCGCCGCCGCCGCUACUCCCCUCCCCCUCAAUUCCCCUUCAAUCCCCCGCCCCAAACACCUCCAAUUUCCACCCCAUUCCUCCACCAAAGCCCCCAGCAUUCCCCUCCCUCCUCCGCCCAUUUCUCCGGCCGCAUCGGAAACUUCCCAAAUCCAAGAAAUCAUCCUCUACUUGGACUCCCUCGGCGUCGACUCCUUCUACUGCCUCCACACCCACCCGCCGCUAAUCUCCACCCCCGUCUCCCAAAUCAAAUCCACCGUCGACUUCCUCCUCUCCCUCGGCAUCACCGUCGCCGACCUCCGCCGCAUCUUCCCCAUGUGCCCGGAGCUCCUCACCUCCUCCUCCACCGCCGUCCGCGCCACCACCUUCCUCCUCCGCGAGGCCCGCGUGGGCGCCGCCGACCUCCGCUACGUCGUCCACCGCCGCCCCCGCCUCCUCGCCUGCAGCGUGGAGCGGCAGCUCCGCCCCGCUCUCUACUUCCUCCAGGGCACAAUCGGCAUCGAGGACGUCAGCAGAUUCACCUUCCUGCUAUCGUGCUCCGUCGAAUCGAAGUUUAUUCCCCGAAUCGAUUACCUGCAGAAAUUAGGGUUUCCGUACAGGGACGCGAUCCUGAUGUUCCGGCGCUUCCCGUCGCUCUUCUGCUACAGCAUCAAGGAGAAUUUCGAGCCCAAAUUCGACUAUUUUGUGGUGGAGAUGGGGAGGGAAUUGAAGGAAUUGGUGGCGUUUCCGCAUUACUUCUCGUUUAGCUUGGAGAAUCGGAUCAAGCCCAGGCACAGAGUGUGUGUGGAAAAGGGCGUGUGCUUGCCAUUGCCGACGAUGUUGAAGCUCUCGGAGGGGCGGUUUCGGGCGAAGCUGGAGGCGGGGCGGAGCUCCUCCGCGCCGGUGAGGAGUUCUCCGUUGUGGACGACGAGUAUAAAUGAUGAUGUGACAUAGAUGAAGGAAAUUAAUUUGGUGCUACUAUUUGUUUUUUGUUUGUGUUUUUGUAUGUAAAUUACAUUCUAUUCUUGAGAAUGAUUAUAAGGUUUAUUCAAUGGAUCAUUGCUAAGAAGAAUUCAUGGA